AUGGGUUCGAACACUAUCGUCGAGCCAACCAUGAAAACGGUCCUGAUUACGGGCUGCAGCUCCGGCGGCAUAGGUUAUGCCCUGGCAGAGGCUUUCGCCGACGUGGGCUAUCAUGUAUUUGCCACGGCUCGCGACUUAUCCAAAGCCAAAGAUCUGACCAAACACUCUUCGGGAAAUAUUCAACUCCUCCAGUUGGACGUCAGCUCGUCCGAGUCAAUCAAGGCCUGCGUCACCGCCGUGGACUCAGCAACAGAGGGCCGAGGGCUCGAUGUCUUGGUCAACAAUGCCGGCGGCGUCCACACAAUGCCCCUUCUCGACGUGGAUUUAGACAAGGCCCGCCAGACAUAUGAAGUAAAUGUUUGGGGUGUGUUGGCGUUGGCGCAGGGGUUCGCCGGCUUGCUCAUCAAGACGGGUGGUGUGCUGAUGAACAUUGCGUCCAUUGCUGCUGGUGUCGUCAUGCCUUGGGGCGGCAUCUACAACAGCUCCAAGGCAGCCGUCGCCAAUCUGUCCGAGACACUACGCCUCGAGAUGGCUCCCUUGGGCGUGCGUGUCAUAACGGCCAUGGUGGGCGUAGUCGGCACAAAGAUUUUCCUGAAUACCGGGAACUUUGCCCUUCCCCCUGGGUCCCGAUACAAGUCAGUCGAGGAGCAGAUCGCCAAGCAGGCGCGAGGGGAGGACCUUUUUGGUCACAUGGAUAUUGAUACGGUUGCCAAAAGACUGGUCUCUGAUGUUGUUGCUGGGAGGAGCGGGAAGGUCUGGCGUGGGGGUCUGGCAACUGCAACGGGGUAUUUAUCCUGGUUGAUGCCUACGUGGGCAUCAGAUUGGAUGGGGAACUCGAGGAGCGGAUUGUAUAACCUAAAGAAGCCAUAG
Pyricularia oryzae 70-15 is the source of this 870-nucleotide messenger RNA. Its product is annotated as NADPH-dependent 1-acyldihydroxyacetone phosphate reductase. NCBI's taxonomy places the organism in Eukaryota, Fungi, Ascomycota, Sordariomycetes, Magnaporthales, Pyriculariaceae. Gene Ontology annotation, biological process: triglyceride catabolic process; phosphatidic acid biosynthetic process. The record is from RefSeq and is a predicted model, not a curated record. Gene Ontology annotation, cellular component: endoplasmic reticulum; lipid droplet. Gene Ontology annotation, molecular function: triacylglycerol lipase activity; acylglycerone-phosphate reductase (NADP+) activity. Bases 1 to 870 code for a protein of 289 amino acids. The transcript is spliced from 2 exons.